Molecule: messenger RNA, 2125 nt
Organism: Papaver somniferum (opium poppy)
Lineage: Eukaryota; Viridiplantae; Streptophyta; Magnoliopsida; Ranunculales; Papaveraceae
Product: transcription factor TCP13-like
Exons: 3
Coding region: 391-1839 (482 amino acids)
Cellular component (GO): nucleus
Molecular function (GO): sequence-specific DNA binding; DNA-binding transcription factor activity
Source: RefSeq, a predicted model, not a curated record
UCUGGCAUCUUUUUCUUUCUUUCUUUCUUUCUUUCUCAAACAAUUAUUUGGACUUCUUUAUAAGUUUAUUCUCUGCAACAAAGUUAGGUUUGGACUUGGAAUUUUCUUAUUCACAAAUUAGCAGCUAAUUUUAGCAGAAAAUUGCAUCUAUUCAUGCAGGAUUUUUCAGCCAUCUCCUCUACCUAUUCUUAUCUAGACUUCACACAUCUGAAAACUUUUUAUAAAUUAGUAUUGCAUGACAUAAUAAUCAAAUCUCCCAUAUUAAGAUUGUCCAUCUUCAUCACUACCAAAACUUUGAAGAACCGAAGCCACGGAAGCCUGAUUCAUUGCAAUAUAUAGAUCCAAGUUAACACAAUUAAUUUGAUUUCACUAUGCACGGCCAAGAAUGAGAUGCAAUAUAAGAUGAUCACAAAUUCAAGAGGAAAAGACUUGACAACGAAGCAAGAAGGAAAUGACAACAAUGACAAGAUCACAAAAGGUCCAGCAGCUAGUACUUCAAGGUCGUCAUGGUCAGGGCUAAAAGAUCCGAGAGUUGUUCGUGUCUCACGUACUUUCGGUGGGAAAGAUAGACAUAGCAAAGUUUGCACAGUAAGAGGACUAAGAGAUCGGCGUGUCAGGUUAUCAGUACCUACAGCUAUUCAGUUGUACGAUCUACAAGACAGAUUAGGCCUAAAUCAACCUAGCAAAGUUGUUGAUUGGCUUCUAAAUGCUGCAAAAGAUGAAAUUGAUGAGCUUCCUCCGCUUCAAAUUCCACCGGGAGCUUUUGAUCUAUACCCUCAACCUAUGAUGGUUUCGCCACAAGAAGUUACUGAUCAUAUGCAAACUUCAUUAGCCUCACUCGUAGAUUCAUAUGUCAAGGACGGAGAUGCAACUAACUUGUUACGUUCUCACAAAGCAGGGUUUAAUAUGAACGAUAAUAGCGAAAAGCAUGAUGGUUCUCGUCAAACAACUGAUGCAACGACAUCAGAGUCUAAAUAUUGGAACUUGAAUUCUCCAAUGAGGUCAUCCAAAUCUAAAGAAGUUGUACAUGAAACAACUACUUCUGAUCAGAGAAACAAUUGGAUGAUGAACUCUAAAAGAAGUAUUCAUGAUCAACAAGGACACGGUCAAGAAAAUGGUGAAGCUGCUCAUAAUGCCCAAGUUGGUUCAUCUCAUCAUCACUCUCUUCAUAAUCCUGCCAGGGCUAACCUUUCUUCCUUGUCAGGGUUUCAAAGUAAUAAUAAUGUCAUGAUACCGCAAAGUUCUUUCUAUCAUUGGGAUCCUUCAAAUCUAUCAUUAUCCCAGUUAGGAAACCAAGGAAGUGGGUUUUCAACGUCAUCUCAAACAUCUGAAGAUCCACAUAACUUCAAUAUCCUAUCAAUGGGGAGUUCUUCUCAGCUGUCAGCGUUACCACCGGGUUCACAUCAUCAACUAUUAGUUUGCCCGCCCGGAGCAACACCGCCUUUCUUCCAGCCCUAUGCGACAAGCAUUGCUCAAAUGGAGAAUGGUGCACAAAGCAGGCAAAUCCAUAACCAUUUUCAAAUGUUGAGUUCAUCAUCAUCAGCUGGUAAUUUACAUCAGAAUUUACAAUUGAACUCUCUUACCCCUUCUCUUUACUCAAUAAGUCCUGCACGAAACCCUAGUUCCAUGAUGAUGAUGAGACCACUUCAACUGGGUGUUAAUAUUACUCACCCUAGCAGCAGUAAGCAGCUUCAUCAUUCUCAAAACAACAACGGUGGAGGUAGUGAUAAUGAUAAUAAUGAUCAUCAAACAAAUAAGCAGGGAAAUAACAUUAUUACUACCAAUGGUCUUUCGAGUUCCUUCACUUCGGGUUAUUCAUUUCAAAAUGAUCAAAACUAAACUUUAAGUAUAGGUAUAUAUUAGCCACUGCAUUAUUUGAAUGAGAAAAUACCAUUUUUUUCAUAUCAAUUACAGUUACAAAAAGAAAAGAUAUAUAUACGUGCUAUAUUGUUGUUUAUUACUAUGUAUUAACUAGUAGUACUAUUGAUUACUUGGCAAGUGGUCAGAGUUGUAUGCAGUUUAUCAUAACAUACAUAUUGUUGAUUAGAUGUGCGGUUUUGUGUCUCUUGUUUCAUGUUUGGUAAAAGAUUUUUCAUAGAAUAUAUUGCUGGGAUUUUUGUGGUUU